AUGAAAGCUGAAGUCAGAAGAUGUCGUCGAUGCAAGAGAAAGAGACUUGAAGACGAACCCCUUGAGGUCAGACAGUACAAGACAUGUGCCAAAUGUCGUAUUAUCGAGAGAAACAAGAAGAAUCUGAGAAAGCCGUUGGCUGAAGAAACGAUGCUUUAUGGAUUGAAGCAGUUUCGUGAACAACUGACCAACGAAAACUUCAUGGAAGAAGAAGGUCUUUUGAAGGAUGAGUUUUUUCGUCGUUUCCAUAAAAAGCCGUUUAACUACGAAGCUGAACUUCACGAAGUUCUCAAUAAUCCCAACUAUGUCAGUCCCGUCAUCAACACUGAGCCUGAACCGGUGAAUAGCCAUUUUUCGUUGAAACAGGCUGCAGCUGUUACGCAACAGUUUUCACCAACUCCAGUACCCCAAACUCAGACGGAGCCUCAAAAUAUACUCGUACAACAACAGCAACACCAACUUCACCAGCAGCACCAGCAACAUCAACAGCGGAUACCUGUCUCACAACCUCUCCAGAUCAAGCCUCAGAAUCAGUACCAGCCUUUCAAGCCUGUAAAACAACACCAAAACAUCCCUACACUUGAUGCACGUCAGUAUAAGCCAAAAAGACAAGAAAUUAGUACCGUUUAUGAGGCAGAAAAAGAUGAAAACAUCUUUGCCGAAUUGUCCAAAUUAGGUAAUAAGGACGAGUUGAACCCAUUGUAUGCCAAUUCGAGCGACGUUGACCCUUACCACUACCGAAAUGUCUAUGAUGACUACCAACAAUUUUUGCUUGCUCUAUUGAACAAGAGGCAGAAGGACGAAAAAAUAACCAACUUGGUGUACUUGAAAGAAUUUGAUGCCGAGUUUGCUCUUCAUUUGGGCAAGUUUGAUUCAACGCUUACUUCAAAGGAGAAUAGCCAUAUUCUCUCAGCCAGAUUCGGAGAAAGACAGUUGAGAACAAAUUUGUUGAACAACUUGAGAUCUCUUUAUCUCGAGCAGAUCAUUGCUAUCAUGAAUGUUCCAUACAACCAGGAGUCAUCUAAUUUAGUGGACUUCAAGAGCUCCAAUUCUCUUAAGAACUUCUACACUUUCAGCUAUCCUGAUGUGAACAAAACCGUGGCUAACUUCAAGGAGUUAGUUAAAAUAAAGAACUCGUCCAUAUACAUGAGUUUCAAUAGAAUGUACAACUUGUUGAUAAUCAAGGUUAACCACCAUUCUUACACUCCAAGCUCUCAGGUAUACAGCAACGAGUUCAAAGAGAAGGUUUCUGAUGUGUUCAAGAAAUUACAAUUUGAAAGAUCGCUUGCUCCAGCUCCAGGAACUCCUGCUUACGUAUAUUCUGCCAUCGACUACAACUCCUACACAGCGCAAUUGGUGUAUGAUAAAUUGUUCAGUUUCCUCGAUGUGUACUCGGAAUCGUUACAGAGCUUUAUAAAAUCGUUAAAGAAGGAAGAUUUCAUUGCAGAUUUUGUUAACUUCAACACCGCGCUCAAGUUGAACGAAGAAGAAGAGGAAGACGACGUUGACAUGGAUGCUAGUCAUAACCAAAAUGACGACGAAGAUGACGACGAGGAUGAAGAGGACGACGAAGAAGACGAGGACGACGAUGACGACGAAGAUGAGGAUGAAGAUGAGGACGAUGACGAGGACGAACACGAACUUGAGGAAAAACAAGAAAAGUCUGCGGUCAAUGGAGAAGUACAUGUUCAAGAUGGUGAUGAUGAUGAUGACGAGGAAGAAGAAGAAGAUGAUGAUGACGAAGAGGAGGAGGAUAGUCAAGAUGAACCAGACGUUGGUGCCGAACAGGAAAAGAGUGUUGGUGAACAUGUCAAACCACAAGAUGGUGUUGCUACAGUUGCAACGAAUGGUGUAAUAGCACCAGGUCCGGAGAUCAGGCUUAUUGCUGAAGUGACCGGAGAUGCAACCAAGGAGUCGACUGCUGAGUUAGUUGACCCUGUGUUUAAACCAGAAACGAUCCAGUAGAGCUAGAUACAGCUAGCGAAGAGGAAGUGCAUAGCAAUGUUUAACGCAUAAAUGUAUUACUAGUAGAUU
Molecule: messenger RNA, 2034 nt
Organism: Scheffersomyces stipitis CBS 6054
Lineage: Eukaryota; Fungi; Ascomycota; Pichiomycetes; Serinales; Debaryomycetaceae
Exons: 1
Coding region: 1-1965 (654 amino acids)
Source: RefSeq, a predicted model, not a curated record